This is a messenger RNA of Indicator indicator, 2295 nucleotides long. RefSeq names its product IQ motif and ubiquitin domain containing (gene IQUB). Lineage: Eukaryota; Metazoa; Chordata; Aves; Piciformes; Indicatoridae. The transcript has 11 exons. Gene Ontology annotation, biological process: cilium assembly. The record is from RefSeq and is a predicted model, not a curated record. Bases 1 to 2295 code for a protein of 764 amino acids. Gene Ontology annotation, cellular component: motile cilium; acrosomal vesicle.
AUGGAUGAUACAUCAAAUAGUUGUCUUGAAGUUGCUAGAGCAGAAAAGUCAGGUGCAGAGCAGCCAUCAGCAUCUUCAGAAAGACUAGUUAGAGAGGCCAAGAACAGGGACCCAGCAGAGAAACCUCUGCUUUCAGAAGCUACAGGUACUGCGCAGUACACAGGGUGUGCAGAGGAGGACUGGAAGGAACAGUCCUCUCUGGAGCAGUCAAGGAAGGGACAGAAGCUGCCGAGUUUAGCACAGUGGGAAUCACUUUGCGAAGGACUAGGCAAUGAAGUGACCAGAAAUGAUGGGGAGGAUGGACUUGAGCCAAAUGCCCCAUUCAGUGCAUCAUCUGAGAGCAUGUCUCUUGUCACCAAUGAGAAUGAUCGUACUUUACUUGAAAUAAGAGAUUCAGGAAGAGAGGAACAAACAUCUCAAAACUUGGUACUGUCAGAGGAUAUGGCAACUGGGACAGUAACAGGGAGCAUGAUCGAGGAUGAUGAAGCUCUUAGGAGGGCUAGGGCUAACUGUGAUGAAACUAUCCAGUCUGAGAAGUUACGUCUUGAUCAGGAUGGUUUGCCUGGCAAAGCAGUUCAACAGGACUACCACAUGCCUGAUGUCAUAACUGUUAGGGUACAAAGAGAUUCUGAUUCAUUCCAAGAUGUAGUUGUAAAAAUUGAAAGACCUACCUAUCAUAAACCAUUUCUGGGUGGAUUUAAGAACAGGAUAACAGGAGUGGAAUUUCAUAAUGCAGGAUCACAAACAAUACCCAAACCUCGACCUGACAAAGGAAUUAAAGUAUUUUGUAGGGAAACACAGACGGUUUUUGAGAAAAAUAAGCCACAACAAACAAAAAACACAACAUCAACACAGAUGACUAAAAUUGGCCUGUAUGUGUCAAAUACGACUGACAAACUAAUAAGCCCUGGAAAGUAUUUUACAGCAGAAGAAUACCAUAAACGUAGACUUGAAGCAGUAAUAGUAUUACAGACAUAUUUCCGUCGUUGGCAUGCUAUAAAUGUAGUGCAAAAUCUGAGGGAAUUAAAAAGGCUAAGGUUGGCAUGGGAAGCACAAGAAGAGUUACAGAGAAAAAAAGCAAAAGAAGAUAAACUGAGAAGGGAGUAUGAACGAAGACUGAACCCUAAAACAAAAGAAGAUUUUGAACUACUGUACCAUGCUGUAGAAUUAUGGAGGCGGGAGGAGACUGAGAAGAUUAACAGAAGUCUUACUGGAGCUGAAAGAAAGGCUGCACUUUGUGGACUUCUGGAACAAGAGGCACAGCUGAUUGCUUCCAUUGGAAGACACAAACUAAAUGCAGAUGAGGAGAAUCAACAGAAAGCAAUACUGCACUUUCUGGAUAAGUGUGCACAGCCUAAGAGAUGGGAAGCAUAUGAUGGAAAAAUCACUGAAAUGGAUACGCAGUACACACUCCGUGCCAGAGAGCUGUUUGAAAUCUACUUCAGCAUUAGCAUGAAAGGCAUCCCAAAAGAUGAGAGAAUAGAUGUGCUGUUAACGCUCAGACAUACAGUGAAGGAACAUGAAUGUAAACUAACACAAGAAAUAGUGGAAUUAAUUGACAGGGAAGUUGAUCUUAUGUCAAGAGAGGUGAAAGAAUGCAACCUAGAAGGUCUGAGAAAAAGAAUCCGUACAUUAUUUCUUCAAUAUACUAAAAAUCCAAAGUUUAACCCUGAAGUUGCUAGGAUACUUAAGGUUCCACCAGAUCCCCUAAAGCUCUAUAAAACUGUUCAUUUCUGUCAGAGUUGCAAAAACCACUUAAUGUCUACUGAGUUUCCAGUUCCUGCUAAUUCCCGCACCAUUGGCAGAUGUCGUUUGUGUUACAAGCUUGACAAUGAGGCUCGGCAGCGAGAAACAUUUUUGAAGUACAAGCUUAUUCUAGAAAAUCUCAGAAAGUCUGAAGCUGAUUACCAAGAUGAUGCUAAAAUUGUUUUCUCAAUUCAGCAUCAAGAUCUGCAGUACAUGGUUGAGACCAUAUGGGGUUGUCAGUCAGCUCUCAGUGCCUGCAGUGACCUCUAUGAUUUGGUUAUGGUCAGAUGGGAUAAGCAGCAUGAGUGGUCUCCAUGGAACACUAUUCUCCUCACGGAAGAUGAGGCAGAUGUACAUCUUAAGCUGUGUAACCUUGAGAAGGCUUAUGAAGCAACAUUUAUUGAUGGAAUAAAAGAUAAGCAUAUCCAGGCAAAAACCUACUUUGCUCAGUUUCCAGCGAUGGCAUUGUUUUUGCAAAGAAGUGACAAUCAGGCUAAUGCAAAUGGAUUUUUAAUAGCUACACCCAUUCCUCCUGUUAUAAAACCAUAA